This is a messenger RNA of Thelazia callipaeda (thelaziosis nematode), 918 nucleotides long. NCBI's taxonomy places the organism in Eukaryota, Metazoa, Nematoda, Chromadorea, Rhabditida, Thelaziidae. The record is from the annotation of a GenBank genome assembly.
UAUAUUUUGCCGUUUUCAAAUCACGAUAAUGGUGGUUUGAUGGCGAUCGUAGGACUUUAUGCUUUCUUAUUCAUGCUUGGUACCUGUGGUAAUCUUGCUAUUUUGACUGCUAUCUAUCAAGUUCGAUCACUUGAUCGAAGGUCACGUUAUAACACCACGUUAACUUACAUUGGCAUGUUAAGCAUUGUUGAUCUGAUCAGUAUGCUAUUAUUACCAGUGACCAUCAUCGAUCAAGUGAUGGGAUUUUGGAUCUUCGGCACAGCAGUGUGCAAAUUAUUCAGACUUUUUGAACAUAUUGGCAAGAUCUUUGGUACUUUUAUUUUGGUUUGCUUUAGCAUCGAUAGAUACUGCCGUGUUUGUCACCCUCUAAAAUUAACAGCUUAUUCCAUGCUGGCACUUAUGUUUUGCAUUACUUGUGUUAUUGUCUGUCCCAUCGUUGUUUUUGCGCAAUCAAAAGUAAGUGUAGUAGAAGAAAAAACAAAUGAACUAACACGUCUUCAUUUAUUCAAAUGUGCGGAUAAUUUGGGCAGCCAAAUUUUUAUAUUUUUCAGUCUAACCUGUUUUUUUUUCGUUACCUCUUUACGCUUGAAUCUAAUAGUCAUAAAUUUCAGGUCACCAUACUGGUUGUCGGUAUUAUAUUCACUUUAUAUGGAAAUCUUUUCGGCUCCUGAGCUUCAGAUGCCGAAUUCAUCAUUUAUUUAUUUCAUGUAUGGAGUGCAUGCUCUACCAUACAUUAAUUCAGCUUCAAAUUUCAUUUUGUAUGGCCUUCUCAACCGACAAGUCAAUUUUUCAUUUAUCGAAAAAAUAAGGAAUGGAUGGAAAUUUCUCAGAAUUUCGCUUUUUUUACUUAUUAUAAUUUCAUUCAUAUUUUUGUCUAAAUAUGCAAAUAUUUUGGACGAAAGAUUAAAAGUAUCUUGA